Messenger RNA from Mandrillus leucophaeus (drill), 1772 nucleotides. RefSeq names its product autoimmune regulator (gene AIRE). Bases 1 to 1584 code for a protein of 527 amino acids. Gene Ontology annotation, molecular function: DNA binding; translation regulator activity. The transcript has 13 exons. Gene Ontology annotation, biological process: regulation of thymocyte migration; thymus epithelium morphogenesis; humoral immune response. NCBI's taxonomy places the organism in Eukaryota, Metazoa, Chordata, Mammalia, Primates, Cercopithecidae. Gene Ontology annotation, cellular component: nucleus; cytoplasm. The record is from RefSeq and is a predicted model, not a curated record.
AUGGUGGAGAUGGGCAGGCCGCAGGGUGUGGGGGACCGCGGCAGGGACCCUCACGCCACCCCACUGCAGGAGACGCUUCGUCUGAAGGAAAAGGAGGGCUGCCCCCAGGCCUUCCAUGCCCUCCUGUCCUGGCUGCUGACCCAGGACUCUACAGUCAUCCUGGACUUCUGGAGGGUUCUGUUCAAGGACUACAACCUGGAGCGCUAUGGCCGGCUGCAGCCCAUCCUGGACAGCUUCCCCAAAGAUGUGGACCUCAGCCAAUCCCGGAAGGGGAGGAAGCCCCCGACCAUCCCCAAGGCUUUGGUGCCACCACCCAGACACCCCACCAAGAGGAAGGCCUCAGAAGAACCUCGAGCUGCCGCGCCAGCAGCCCUGACUCCAAGGGGCACCCCCAGCCCAGGCUCUCAACUGAAGGCCAAGCCCCCCAAGAAGGCGGAGAGCACCGCAGAGCAGCAGCGUCUUCCACUUGGGAACGGGAUUCAGACCAUGUCAGCUUCAGUCCAGAGAGCUGUGGCCAUGUCCUCUGGGGACGUCCCGGGAGCCCGAGGAGCCGUGGAGGGGAUUCUCAUCCAGCAGGUGUUUGAGUCAGGGGGCUCCAAGAAGUGCAUCCAGGUCGGGGGGGAGUUCUACACUCCUAGCAAGUUCGAAGACCCCAGUGGUGGGAAGAACAAGGCCCGCAGCGGCGGUGGCCUGAAGCCUCUGGUUCGAGCCAAGGGAGCCCAGGGCGCUGCCCCCGGUGGAGGUGAGGCUAGGCUGGGCCAGCAAGGCAGGGCUCCCGCCCCUCCAGCCCUCCCCAGUGACCCCCAGGUCCACCAGAAGAAUGAGGACGAGUGUGCUGUGUGCCGGGACGGCGGGGAGCUCAUCUGCUGUGAUGGCUGCCCUCGGGCCUUCCACCUGGCCUGCCUGUCCCCUCCACUCCGGGAGAUCCCCAGUGGGACCUGGAGGUGCUCCGGCUGCCUGCAGGUGACAGUCCAGGAGACGCAGCCCCGGGCAGAGGAGCCCCGGCCCCAGGAGCCACCGGUGGAGACCCCGCUCCCUCCGGGGCUUAGGUCGGCGGGAGAGGAGGUGAGAGGUCCACCUGGGGAGCCCCUAACUGGCAUGGACACGGCUCUUGUGUACAAGCACCUGCCGGCCCCGCCUUCUGCAGCCCCCCUGCCAGGGCUGGACUCCUCGGCCCUGCACCCCCUACUGUGUGUGGGUCCUGAGGGGCAGCAGAGUCCAGCUCCUGGCGCACGGUGCGGGGUGUGCGGAGAUGGUACGGACGUGCUGCGGUGUGCUCACUGCGCUGCCGCCUUCCACUGGCGCUGCCACUUCCCGGCGGGCACCUCCCGGCCUGGGACGGGCCUGCGCUGCAGAUCCUGCUCAGGAGACAUGACCCCGGCCCCUGUGGAGGGGGUGCUGGCCCCCAGCCCCGCCCACCUGGCACCCGGGCCUGCCAAGGAUGACACUGCCAGUCAUGAGCCCACUCUGCACAGGGAGGACCUGGAGUCCCUUCUGAGCGAGCACACCUUUGACGGCAUCCUGCAGUGGGCCAUCCAGAGCAUGGCCCGCCCGCUGGCCGAGGCGGCCCCCUUCCCCUCCUGACCCUGGACGGCCGGGACACGCAGCUCUGAUGGGAGGGCGCCGAGAAAGACACCUCCUCCCUCAGCCCUGGAAGCCGGCCGGCUGGGACCCAGAAGGGGACAGUGCCACGUCUUGUCAGUCCUCGGCUGUAAACACAGCCCUGUGUUUGUGGGGACACCAGCCAUCAUGUGCCUGGAAAUUAAAACCUG